CAGCAGAAGAAACAGCUCACCUGCAGACCAUACAGCUGCUAUUCAUCCACAGAGCUGAGACACACCCUUCACACAAUGGCUGGGGAUCAACGCGUUGUAAUCAGUGCUCGCAUUAUUGGAGCUGUGCACAGGGACACACCUAAACUCAAGAUGUUCAUGAUUUCUGUGUUGUGGUCGGACAACACUGAAGUGAUCAUUUACAGGUCCUUCCAGGAGUUCAGGAAAUGCCAUAGGCAGCUGAAGAAGAGAUUCCCUAUCAUGAACAUUUUCAAGAGAAAUGACAGAGUGAUUCCCAAAUUUAGAGGACAGGCCAGGAAGAGCAGCCAGAAGAAAGGAUCCAAGCGCUCCAUCCAACGCAUGAAGUUCCUGGAGAGCUACUGCGAGAAACUUCUGAAGUGCGAUCAAAGUGUGACACGGACCCCAGAGGUGACUCAGUUCUUCAUGCCCAAAGAUCACGACCUGCUGCCAGACUUCACCAAGAACAGCAUCAUGAUCCUGAUGUCUGAUGAUCUGCCUGAUGGUGGAGGAGGAGAAGUUUCUCACCAGCCUACAGGCAGCGUCACUCACCCGUUUGUCACCCAGACUUACUCCUGCGUGGCCGCCUACGAGACAAAAGAUACCAAGAAUCGUCCGUUUAAGGUCGCUGUGGACGAGACGCUGGACGUGCUGAUCAAAGAUCCUGCAGGUUGGUGGCUGGUUGAGAACGACUCAAAGGGUUUGGCUUGGUUUCCUGCUCCCUACCUGCAGUUAUUGGACGGAGAGGAUGAGGAAGACACUGUAUUCCAGCAUGCAGGUGACCUGUACUGUGCCGUGAGGAGUUACACAACGAAGAAGCACGACGAGGUGUCUGUGCCCAUCGGCUCCGUGGUGGAGGUGCUGAGGAAGUCUGACGACGGCUGGUGGCUCGUCAGAUUCAAUGGCAAGGCAGGUUACACCCCUUCCAUGAACCUUCAGCCCUAUAACAACCCUCGGGCCGGCCUCUACAGCCUGCAGAGGAAGCUGCACAGCUCCACCCUGAACCUGGCCUCCAGCAGGGAGGCUCCGGCUUUACGUCGAUCCAGCGAUGACAUCGAUCUGCGAAGUGAUUCUGCAGCUCAGUUCAGAGGGCGUCUCCACAAGGCCCGGUCCCUGGACGUCCUCUCCGAGACCCGGACGCAGAUGGAGAGAGAUGCAGAAGAAGCCCGAGCACGAAGCAUGAGCAACGCGAGCACCGAUACCAGCUUCUCCGACUUCGAAUCCACAUCCAACUUAGCAGACAUAGGAAGUCCUUUAGCAUCGCCUCAGCAAAGCGACAGCAGCAUUGAUCUCAGCCUCUUAGACCGACGUGGCUCCGAUACCAGCGACGAGAGGUCUGAAUCUGCAAGCUCCAAAUGUUCUAGGACAUCAUCAGUCGUUCCCCAGGUGCCUCCUCGACCCAAAACAGAGGAGAUCCUGACCCGCUGCUCCACCAUGACCCGAAAGGCAGCUCUGGCCAACAGGACCCGGCUCCAGAGUCAGCCGGAGACCAUCCACCGCCGAUAGGGAGUCACAUUCCUUAGAUUUAUUCAGUGUGCAUGUAACAUGUUCACCAUAACAGGUUCUGUCAGUCAGUUGUGCAAUAUUGUUCAACAUGUUUGCCAUACCAAAAUUUAAAACGUGCGUAAUAGCAUAAGAGGAUGCCAAGAAAUUUCACGUGAAGUUUGGAAAUAUCACUCAGUACAACAAUAAUAAUCAUAUUAAUAAUAAUAAUGUAGCUUCAGUGAAGCAUUUAAAGGAGAUGAAGAAAAUGUAUUGAAUUUUUAUUAUUUUCUUUAGCUUUGAAACCACUUUUCCAGGAAAUGUAAGUUAAAUAUUUACAUUCAACCGUUUUAAGUAUCAUUCUUUAAGUUUGUUUACGGUUAGGAACUAUUCAUGAUAGAAAAGAUAAGUCAAUCAUUAAACUAUUAAGCACUUUUACCACUAUUUACGAUUUAAUUCACAGUAAAAACUUAAUAUAACAUAAUUAAUUUAACAAUGUUUACUUUGUUAUAUUUGACUAUCUUAUACUGUAUUUUAAGUUUCCUGUCAUGUUCUUAAUUAAUUUCUGUUUUGUUGUUUAUCGCAUGAAUAUUUAUACUGAUGGCCUUG
Messenger RNA from Trematomus bernacchii (emerald rockcod), 2106 nucleotides. Its product is annotated as NADPH oxidase organizer 1-like. Gene Ontology annotation, biological process: superoxide anion generation. Lineage: Eukaryota; Metazoa; Chordata; Actinopteri; Perciformes; Nototheniidae. The record is from RefSeq and is a predicted model, not a curated record. The coding region runs from base 76 to 1521 and encodes 481 amino acids. The transcript has 8 exons. Gene Ontology annotation, molecular function: protein binding; phosphatidylinositol binding; superoxide-generating NADPH oxidase activator activity.